This is a messenger RNA of Parnassius apollo (apollo), 363 nucleotides long. Lineage: Eukaryota; Metazoa; Arthropoda; Insecta; Lepidoptera; Papilionidae. The record is from the annotation of a GenBank genome assembly.
AUGACGAUCGAAGGUAACAAGGACGAAGCAGACAAAUGUAUUGAAAUCGCCCAAAAUGCUUUUUCUGCUGGUAACGUGGAAAAGGCCGAACGGUUUUUGUUGAAAGCCGAACGCUUAUAUCCUACGCCGCGAGCUAAGGAGCUUCUUAACCGCGUAAGAGCCGCGGGUCCGUCGAGUGCUGCACCAAAACGAACUCCACCAAGUUCGCCUAGUGCUGAGGAUAUCAGGCGAAGAAAAGCAGCAUCACAUCAGCCGCCUCAAAGAGAAUACACUCAGGAACAAUUAGCCGCUGUCCGAAGAAUCAAUACUAAAUGCAAGGACUAUUAUGAAAUAUUGGGUAUGUAUCUUUUCCUUAUACUGUAA